AUGGUGUCAAGCAACCCACAACCCACAAAAUGGACAAACACAAACAUUGAACAGCAAAAUCACAAACAAGGACAGAAUCUAGAAACAUUUGUUCUCUUAUGGCUCGAUCAGAAUGUGAAUAAAAGCAAAGACAGUUUAGAAACACAAACACAAUUGCGACGAUCCAUCAACUGUUUACUGACAUUUGAAAGUGGAAAUGAAUGUGAAGAACAUAUUGGAGAAAGCAAAGAUGAAAAGAUUGUUCUAAUCGUGUCUGGCCGAUUAGGCAGAGAGAUUGUCCCGAGUGUUCACGAUUUACCCCAGUUAAGCGCCAUUUACGUCUACUGCAUGGACAAAAUAACGAAUGAAAGAUGGGCAAAAUCUUAUAACAAGCAUCUGUACCAACCGUCAUCAUCAUCACGAACAACAGCGUCAACAGAAGUUGCUCAUCGUAAAUUUAUUGUUAAAACAUUAAAUUUAUGGUAUAAAAGAAAUAAACAUUUAUUAAAAGUAGAUGAUCCCCAAGUAAAUUGCAAAAAAGCUCAUGUAUUACCGCUAACAAAUAUUAAAGUUUAUGAAUUAGCCGGUGAAGAUGUUUUAAAGAUACAAUCCAUACAUCCUGUUCCACCAUUAUUACGUACAGAAAGUGUAUUUGAAUUAUUUCAUUAUGAUUGUAUUCAGAUAAAUUUUAUUAAUUUAAAACGAAACUCAUAUUUGUAUCGUAAGGGCAGACGAUAUUUCAAUUCUUAUGUUAAAAGUUCAUCUCAAAAUAUAUUGGAUAUAUUAGAUAUAGAUCCAAAAGCUCAAUCAGCCUUCGUUUAUUUACAAUUAUUCAAUUAUAUGUUUAAAGCCUAUGUUGAUAAUAAUCGAAAUAUUUUGAAUCGAUUAUAUUAUGCAUGGAUUGUAAUAUUUGUUUACAGAUUUUGGUGGCUUUGGUUGAAAUUGUAUUUGAUAAAAGAAAAGUUAUCCAGAUCGAAAAAGUAUGAAUAUUUUAUUACAAAAGCUGCUCAAUAUUCUAUCGAAUUAAAUAGUUUUUUGUUUAUUGUUUAUUAUUUUAAUAGUGUUAGGCCAUAA
This is a messenger RNA of Didymodactylos carnosus, 1053 nucleotides long. The record is from the annotation of a GenBank genome assembly. NCBI's taxonomy places the organism in Eukaryota, Metazoa, Rotifera, Eurotatoria, Philodinida, Philodinidae.